Molecule: messenger RNA, 681 nt
Organism: Fusarium venenatum
Lineage: Eukaryota; Fungi; Ascomycota; Sordariomycetes; Hypocreales; Nectriaceae
Source: RefSeq, a predicted model, not a curated record
AUGAUCCAUGGAUACGAUUACCGCCUAGUACGGGCAGCAGAUUACCCUGACCGACAUGGUACCUGGGUUAAGCCAGCCGUAGCCAAAGACGCACUCAAGACGCAUGACAUCGUCGUCUCUCUCGACUCUGACGCAGUCUUUACCCACCUCGACUUGCCACUAGAAUGGCUUAUGAACCUUUGGGGCUUUACAGAGGAAUCCCUUGUCGCCAUGGCCUAUGAUCUCGACUGGGAAGGGGACUACGACCCCCAGGGGAAUCUCAUUCUCAACACCGGCUUCGUUAUUUCGCAAGCCAGCCAGCGGACAGAGGACAUGUAUAGGAGAUGGGAAGACUGUCCACGAAGUAUUCCGGGCUGUGAACAUUGGAACUUCAAGUGGGCUCAUGAACAAAGUGCCUUUUCGCACUACAUCCGCUACGAGUUUAACAGGGUACACGAUGUUGUGAACAUACCAUGCAACCAUGCCAACGGGAAUGAGUUUUCCGCCAACGGGCAAUGCGAGUGUCAAGGUGUUUUUGUUAGUCAUAAUUGGAAGAGCAAGGACAAGACACCCGAGCUAUUGAGCAGAAGCAUAAUGACAUCCUUGGCUCGUCGAUUGCAAGGCCAAUUUCAGGCCGACAUUCAGGACCUGUACAGGGAUAUUUCCAAUCAGACCUAUCCCAUGAAGGAGAUUGAGAUAUAG